Molecule: messenger RNA, 2586 nt
Organism: Diabrotica balteata
Lineage: Eukaryota; Metazoa; Arthropoda; Insecta; Coleoptera; Chrysomelidae
Source: the annotation of a GenBank genome assembly
AUGCCCUCUAGUAAGCCGCUACCACCGAAAGAAAAUGCCUUAUUUAAAAGAAUCUUGAAGUGUUACGAGCAGAAACAGUACAAAAAUGGUUUGAAAUUUGCGAAGCAAAUCCUCUCAAAUCCCAAAUACACAGAACAUGGAGAGACCCUUGCGAUGAAAGGCUUGACCCUCAACUGCCUAGGUAGAAAAGAGGAAGCUUACGAAUAUGUCAGACGAGGUUUAAGAAAUGACCUCAAAUCUCACGUGUGUUGGCAUGUUUAUGGACUGCUACAGAGGUCUGACAAAAAGUAUGAUGAGGCCAUCAAGUGCUAUAGAAAUGCUCUCAAGUGGGAAAAAGAUAAUAUUCAAAUUCUUAGGGAUCUGUCUUUGCUGCAAAUACAGAUGCGGGAUCUGGAAGGGUAUAGAGAUACCAGAUAUCAAUUACUUAUGCUUCGACCAACACAAAGGGCUUCCUGGAUUGGUUAUGCAAUGUCUUUCCAUUUAUUAGAAGAAUAUAAGAAUGCACUUAAUAUUUUAGACACAUUUUUGGAACAACAGAAAGCUAACAAUUUUGACUAUGAACACAGCGAACUUCUCUUAUACCAAAACCUCGUCAUCCAAGAAUCCGGUGAUUUGAAAGAAGCCCUCAAACACCUCGAAGCCUCACAAAACCAAAUAGUCGACAAAUUAACCUUAAAGGAAAAUCUGGGCGAACUGUGUCUAUUAUUAAAACAAUUUGAUAAAGCGACAACCUGCUACGAAGAACUCAUCCAAAGAAAUCCCGAAAACACAAAUUAUUAUAAUAAAUUAAUAGACGCUAAACAAUUGUCCAAUCCUCAAGAUAUCGUAGAUUUUUAUACUAAAUAUUUGGAAAAGUUUCCUCGAGCAAUGCCGCCUAGAAGACUGCCUUUGAAUUAUGCCACAGGAGAACAGUUCAAAACUCUAGUGGACAAGUAUAUGAGGAAGGCUCUAUCUAAGGGAGUUCCUCCUCUCUUCGUGGACCUGAGAAGCCUGUAUUCAGACAAACAUAAAGUAGAAAUUAUUCAAAAUUUGUUAUUACAAUAUGUGGAAGCAUUAAAAACUGUUGGUAAAUACAGUGAAUUAGAAGUUAAUAACGGACCCAAAGAACCGGCUAGUGCCCUCUUGUGGGUUUACUACUAUUUGGCGCAACAUUUUGACUUUUUAAAACAGACUGAAAAGGCAUUAAGUUAUAUCGAUGCCGCUAUUGAACACACUCCCACCUUAAUUGAACUUUUUGUUGUCAAGGGUAGAAUAUAUAAGCAUGCCGGUGAUCCUCAAGAGGCCCUCAAGUGGUUAGACGAGGCCCAAGCCUUAGAUACAGCCGACCGAUACAUAAAUUCGAAAUGCGCGAAAUAUAUGUUACGUGCGAAUUACGUGAAAGAAGCCGAAGAAACGUGCGGAAAAUUUACGCGGGAAGGCGUUUCGGCGAUGGAAAAUUUAAAUGAAAUGCAGUGCAUGUGGUUUCAAACCGAGUGUGCGCUGGCGUACCAGAGACUAGGAAAAUUCGGAGAUGCGUUAAAAAAAUGUCAUGAAAUAGAUAGGCAUUUUUCCGAAAUCAUAGAAGAUCAAUUCGACUUCCAUACAUAUUGUAUGCGAAAAAUGACGCUAAGAUCUUACGUAGGUCUGUUACGGUUAGAAGACGUACUUCGGGGUCAUCCGUUUUAUUUUAAAGCAGCCAAAUGUGCCAUUGAAGUGUACCUUCAUCUGUUCGAUGAGCCGCUCAAAGACGAGAGUGCGGAACAGGAAUUAAAUACAGAAAACCUUGCGCCAUCGGAAUUGAAGAAACUAAGGAACAAACAGCGAAAAGCAAGAAGGAAGGCGGAACAAGAGAGCGCGCAAGCGAGAGAAGCACAAGUAAAGAGAGACCAGCAUCACAAAUCUCGGCAACAAUGUGACGUGGAAGCGGAUGCGCCACAACUUGAUGAGUUAAUUCCGGAUAAAUUGGCAAGGGUUGAUGAUCCAUUAGAACAAGCUAUAAAAUUCCUACAGCCUUUACAAACAUUAGCCAAAGACAGAAUAGAAACCCAUCUAAUGGCAUUUGAAGUAUAUUAUAGAAAACAAAAAUCUCUUUUAAUGUUACAAUCGUUAAAGCGAGCCUACAAAGUGGAUCCGAAGAACCCGAAAUUGCACAGUUGUCUAAUCCGUUUCUACCAGUUCGUACAAAAAAACAAAAGCUCGUGGGAUCCCAAUGUAGAUCAAGUGAUAACUCAAGAGACCAAAGUCUAUCUAGAAGGUAAAGAUGCCGUUAGUUUAAAUAAGGAAUUUUUGGAGAAGAACUCUAAUAGUCUCGGGGCUGUGCUUGAAGGUGCGAAGGUUAUGUAUGAAUUGGACAAGAAGAGGCAAAACGAAGCGAUCAGCUUGGCUACUAGUCUGGACAAUAAAUAUCAUGAUGUAAAUAUUGAAGUUUGUACAGAUAUUCUCAAAUCCCUUACCAACGGCGACUUCGGUAGCUGUGACGCUCAAUUAGAAGAAUACACAAAAAGGUGCAACGCCAGAUUUCCCUAUACAGCGGCGUUCAAGCCGCCAUCGGAACCGGAAAUCCAUAUCGAAUCGGCGAAUCACGUGCAGGAACAUGAUAGCAACUGA